UUCAUGUCUGGAAGGUUAUCAUGUCCAAAUCAGUGUUUACAAGGGUAACAGACGGGCAAAGAUGUUGUUACUAUUCUAUUUAUGUUGUUACAACAGCAUGUGUUCUUAUAAGUAUUGCUAUUACGCUUCAUUUCACAGUUGAAGAGGAACCUAUCCCAAGAAGUCAAAUAGGAUAUCUAACAUUGGGUAUAUUUUAUUUACCUGUUGGACUUCUCCUGCUGAUAAACAUGUACUUCUACUGGAACUGUACACGACAGAUUGGUAAACAGCUUGUGUACAACAGAUCUAUGCAGCACUUUCAGGUGAAUUUCGACCUGUUCAGUAAACUACUGAUGGUUCUAGCUUCUUGUUGUUUGUUCCAAACUCUUGGGUUUCUUGAUAUUGUUGCGCUCUACUAUAUAGGAAUGGUCUUCACUAUUCUACAAGGUCCCCUUGUAUUUUUGGUUUCCAUGUUUAGAACGAGGGUUGCAUAUCUUUUCAAAAAAUAUUUCUGCAAGGAGAACAGUUGUGUCUGCUGCUGUGGAGGAAAUGGAGAUUUUAUAGAACUUGCCAGCACUGAACUAUCUACUAUUGAUAAACUUAGAGAAAAGGUUGAGAACGAUGAUGUAGAAGUGAAUAAAAGUCUUUUAGACAGGUAAAUAAUAUAAUAUUUCAUCAACUUACAUCUGUACAAUCGUACAUGAGAAUUUUAGACAGGUAAAUAAUACAAUUAUACAACAAUUUACAUCUGUACAAUCGUACAUGAGAAUUUUAGAAUGCAUGUACAUAACUCAUUCUGUCAAUUGCCUACCUUAACCUUGUCUUAUAAAGUCCCUUUUGCACAGAAACUGGAUUAAUAAAUAUCAAUUUUAGCAAAGAAAAGAAUGAUGUGUUUAUAAUUCUAAAAGUUAUAAAGAGUAACGUCUAACUCUGAAUGUGUUUGUGGAAUAUAACCAUGUUUAAACGACAAAUUUAAUAAAUGGCAGAUAGGAUCCAUGAUACUUGGCAUUAUCGACUUAAAUAGGUUUGUAGAAAUAUUAUAUGGACCAGAGAUGUUUUUGUUUUUUUAAUUUGCUAACAGCAUCAUUUAUAAUAUCAGGGGUCAUAUUUGCAAAAACAAAGUUUCCAUCAGUUUUUUCUAAAAGAUAAUCAGAGAAAUUUUUUGUUGAGUUUGGGAUAUUUUUGGCUAGUUCAGGACCUAUACCAGGGAAAAACUUAUUGAAACCUUCAGAUAUUAAAGCUGCUCCUGUUCACAAAGGUAUCAGGGAUAUUUAAGCUGCUCCUGUUCACAAAGGUAUCAGGGAUAUUUAAGCUGCUCCUGUUCACAAAGGUAUCAGGAAUAUUUAAGCUGCUCCUGUUCACAAAGGUAUCAGGGAUAUUUAUGGAUUUGCACUCCCUACCUAAAUCAGUAUUUAUUGUUUGCCAAGUUUUUUUUACAAUCUCUUCUAAGUUCUUUAAACUUGUCAUCAUAAUAUUUUUUUCUUGCAAUCCUCACUAAGCGGGUAUAUACUUGUAUUGAGUGGAAUCAGUUUCAGGUUUCCUUUCAAUAAGACCCAGAGAACAAGUUUUGUCGAUGGGUCUUUAUAAAUGUUUAUUUUCAAUCUUCUCAUUUACACGAUACACUCGUCUAAAGCACAUAACUGAAAUAUACAAAAUAGUUAUGUGAGCUGAACAAAAGGAAUAAUACUCGAAAGAGGGAAAGGCAAGUUGGCAAGGAAAACACUCUUUUCUACCAGACACAGAUAGAUGAUAACUUCUUGA
Molecule: messenger RNA, 1740 nt
Organism: Eurytemora carolleeae
Lineage: Eukaryota; Metazoa; Arthropoda; Copepoda; Calanoida; Temoridae
Product: probable G-protein coupled receptor Mth-like 5
Exons: 8
Coding region: 21-638 (205 amino acids)
Source: RefSeq, a predicted model, not a curated record